Messenger RNA from Nylanderia fulva, 865 nucleotides. Its product is annotated as sulfiredoxin. Lineage: Eukaryota; Metazoa; Arthropoda; Insecta; Hymenoptera; Formicidae. Gene Ontology annotation, cellular component: cytoplasm. Gene Ontology annotation, molecular function: sulfiredoxin activity. Gene Ontology annotation, biological process: cellular response to oxidative stress. The record is from RefSeq and is a predicted model, not a curated record.
AGUUUUGUUCAGUUUGGUUCUAAUUUUUUUUUAUUUUGUCGUUCUAUUUAUUUUUUUUUAUUAUCUCUUAUUUUCUUUGCACAAUUCUUUAUGCGUUUAUUAACUCCUCCGAUCUAAUUAAUGUGCCCUAUUUCGUAUGUAAAAAAGAAUAAUUAGUUACAGUUUUUAACCUCAAUUCAUUACACACACGUGUGCAAAUUUCUGUACACAAAUCGGCAUAAAAUCAUCUGAUCGGUCUUUAAUAAUCUCCAUUCUAUGGAAUUGUAAUCAUGUGAUGUAAUAACGAAAGUUGCUGGUCAUUGCUCAACACGUAUUAAUCAGUGUCAAUGUGACAGCUUCUUCGAAUAUACAGAUAACGCAGUUUUAUAAAAUAUUUCAGCUAAUUGACGGAUAAGAUUUAUUUAGAAUUAUUGCAGAAUUAGUCAAGUUAAUUGAUAUAUAUGCAAAAUGUUACGUAAAGCAUGUCAAUGUCAAAUAACCAGCUCGAUUCAUUCGAGCUGGUGUGCUGAAGUAUAUGAUAUGCCAAUGAAUAUAAUUAUCAGACCUAUUCCUCCUGUACUAAAUGAGGAAAAAGUUCAAAGUUUAAUGAAUGCAUUGAAAAAUACUGAAACUGAGCACACGGUACCACCCAUCGAUGUUCUCUGGAUUAAAGGAUCCAAAGGUGGUGAUUAUUAUUAUUCUUUUGGUGGUUGUCAUCGUUAUACUGCUCAUCAACGAUUAGGUAAAACGUCUAUUAAAGCCAAAAUAAUUGAAUCAACAUUGACAGACUUACGAUAUUACUUGGGGAGUUCUACGCCUAACUUAAAGUGACUUUAAGUGCAUUAUUUGUAUUUAUAUAAUGAAAAAUAUGUAUUAAUAUAUAUAU